AUGUUUCUUAACAGUGACUACGAUCCUAUCUUGUGUAGGUCCUUUUCAACCUUUUUGGAUGGAGCUGCAUUAUUAUGGUUCUCUAAUCUCCCUGCAGGUACAAUAUCAAAUUUUGAUGAGUUCGCCAAAUUCUUCAUCAACCACUUUGCAGCUUCCAAAAUCUAUGUACAAGAUUCUGACUAUCUUAGCACAAUCAAACAAGGACAACACGAGAACUUAAAAGAUUACAUGAUGCGGUUUACAACAGCAGCAAUGGAGAUCUCGGACCUCAAUCCAGAGGUGCAAUUGCAUGUAAUCAAAUGCGGCCUUCGACCUGGAAAAUUCCAAGAAGCAAUAGCCGUAGCAAAACCAAAAACAUUGGAGGAGUUUAGGAAAAAAGCAACCGGACAUAUUGAAGUAGAGAAGCUCCGUGAAGCUUGGAGGAGCGAAAGACCUCGAAAAGAAGACGAAAAACUUAACUGA
Arachis stenosperma is the source of this 462-nucleotide messenger RNA. RefSeq lists its product as uncharacterized. The record is from RefSeq and is a predicted model, not a curated record. The transcript has a single exon. Lineage: Eukaryota; Viridiplantae; Streptophyta; Magnoliopsida; Fabales; Fabaceae. The coding region runs from base 1 to 462 and encodes 153 amino acids.